AUGAUUGACGUUAUUAUCAAAUCCCUGGGGGAUACAAAGUACGAGCUCUCGAUUGAUUCCGAUAUUACCGUUGCGGAAUUAAAGCAACAGAUUUCAGAAAAGUCGGGUGUUGAUGCAGAUGAGCAACGUUUGAUCUAUCUGGGUAAGGUAUUGAAAGACGAUCAAAAAGUCGAGUUUUACAAGGUGCAAUCAGGACAUGCUAUUCACAUGGUCAAAAGUGCCAAAAAGCGGACCACAGAAACUCCAAGCCAAGCUCCUAUUGCCUCUGGACAAGCAACGUCGGGCGCUCCUACUAAUAUUGCCACCGGAACUGGCGCGCAUAACCCUUUGAAUGAUUUGACAGGUGCUCGCUACGCCGGUAUGGGGCUCAAUUUGCCAUCAGCUCUGAUGUUCGGUCCCGAUGGCGGCAUGACACUGGCCAUGCCUGACCCUGAGCAAUUAAGCCUGAUGAUGUCUCUGCCAUUGUUUCAAGAACAGAUGAAUGCCAUGCUUAACGACCCUCAAAUGAUGGAAUUUUUGUUUCAACAAAACCCUCAAUUACGGUCCAUGGCACCGCAGAUGCGUGACAUGUUGCAAUCGCCCUUAUUCAGACAAAUGAUGCUGAACCCUGAACUUUUGAGGCUGAUGAUGGAAAUGAAUAGAGGCUCUGGUUUUGGAGCCAAUAUGUUUGGCGGAUCCGCCGCGGAUGCAGUUGCGGGCGGUUUUCCUGCUCCUGGCACUCCUGGAGGAAGUACUUCACACACUGACAGGGGCGUAGCUGAGAACCCAAACAACACUGGUUCUACUGCAUCCCCGAACCCUGCGCUCAAUCCAUUUACCCUGUUGUUCCCUGGUGGUCUUGGUGCGUUUGGUGGUAUGCAAGGCUUUGGAGAAUCUCAGAGUCCCGCCGACACUCGUCCUCCUGAAGAGCGUUAUGAAUCCCAAUUGAGACAGCUCAAUGAUAUGGGGUUCGUAGAUUUUGAUGCCAAUAUUCGAGCUCUCCAACGUUGUGGGGGUUCUGUGCAAGGAGCUAUUGAACAAUUAUUGAGCGGCAACAGUCAAAAUUAA
Molecule: messenger RNA, 1047 nt
Organism: Diutina rugosa
Lineage: Eukaryota; Fungi; Ascomycota; Pichiomycetes; Serinales; Debaryomycetaceae
Product: ubiquitin domain-containing protein DSK2
Exons: 1
Coding region: 1-1047 (348 amino acids)
Biological process (GO): ubiquitin-dependent protein catabolic process
Cellular component (GO): cytosol
Molecular function (GO): polyubiquitin modification-dependent protein binding
Source: RefSeq, a predicted model, not a curated record